Cornus florida is the source of this 1414-nucleotide messenger RNA. RefSeq lists its product as uncharacterized. Bases 263 to 1228 code for a protein of 321 amino acids. Lineage: Eukaryota; Viridiplantae; Streptophyta; Magnoliopsida; Cornales; Cornaceae. Gene Ontology annotation, molecular function: ubiquitin-protein transferase activity. The record is from RefSeq and is a predicted model, not a curated record. Gene Ontology annotation, cellular component: Smc5-Smc6 complex; nucleus. Gene Ontology annotation, biological process: DNA damage tolerance; double-strand break repair via homologous recombination. The transcript is spliced from 6 exons.
CUCCACUCGCGCUAUAAAGGCCCUAACUUUCCCGCCACCUCUGAAGACGCGUAACCCCUUGAUUUUCCGAGAAAAUCUCUAAUUUCUCAUCAGACACCUUACAUUUCACUCCCAAUAUUCUGUUAUGGUUUCUCAUAAUUCAUAUGCCCUAAACUUUUCCGGGAUAUUUCCUUUUCCUCGUUGAAAUUAGGGUUUCCGAUCUGAUAUUGGAGUCGAAUUCCAACUCUUCUCCGUUUGUGGAACUUGUUUAGGGUUUUCGAAAAUGUUGACUACAUUAUGCUGGAGACACCACACGCUGAUUCAAUCUCUGCUAUCUCGCGGUCCGCUCAGGGAGGAUGAGUUCCAUUCUAUCUUCUCCAACGUUACUGGGAAAAGUCCAGGUACUCGUCAACAGCUUUUCAAUGAUUUUCUUCUAAAGAUAAACAAGGAGCUCGCAUAUGUUCAGUUUGAGUUGCGGGCCUGUAGAAACCAAUAUGAUGGCAAUGUUUAUUAUGGUGUUGUCAAUAAUGUUGCAGAUGAACAGUCAAAGCUUGGAACAAAAUACACAGUGCCUCAGAUUGCUUUCUAUAAGGGCAUUAUAGAAGCCAUUGUUCAAGAUACGACUGCUCGGGGUAGCUUAUUGAAUUUAGAUGCUCUCAAUAUACGAUUGGAGAAUCAGGCUCUGACUGGAACGGGGUCACAAUCACAAGGUGGUCCAUCUCAAGUGCCCCCCGCAUUCAGAAAUUUCUCUUUAUCUCAAAAGGAGAAAACUCUUGAGGAACUCGUGCGGGAUCAGUGGCUUUGUUCCACCCCAGAUGGUAACAUCGGACUUGGUGUUAGAUCCUUCCUCGAUCUACGAAGUUGGUUCCGUAAUAAUGAUGUUCCUUCAUGUGAAGUUUGCAAUGAGGCUGGACUAAAGGCGGAGUUAUGCCAUAAUGAAACAUGUACCGUUCGAAUUCAUAAAUACUGUCUACAAAAGAAAUAUUCUCAAAGAAAGGUUGAAAGAGUUUGUCCAGGUUGUGGCACUCAGUGGCUGAUCCCAGUGUCCAAAACAGAAGUUGUAGAGGAAGAGGAUGAACCAAAUGUACCCUCUCAGAACGGGCGACCUCCUCAACCCUCCACGCGAAAGACGUUGAGGACAGGCAAGACUGUUGAUGGGGGUGAUACCGUUGGAUCUGGUUCCUCUCAGGCUUCUUUGCUUAAUUCAGAUACAAGGAGGACAACUCGGAGUUCUGCUCGACUGGGAUAGAUAUGCUUCUGUGCUGCUCGUACAUAAGAUUACCAGUUCAAGUAUGCUAUUUAUUUUUGUUUCAACUAAUUAACAAUCCUAGAUUGUAUAAAGCUCAUUGUGAAACUGAUAGUUUAUGUCACAAAACCAAAUCACUUUGUGUAUGAGCAGAGAUUGUUAGCUUCAAUGGAGUCUUGUUAUCUUUCU